UUUCUGGUUAAUGUGUAUUCUAUGUCAGGUAGCAAUCGAACAUUAAGUAAAUAUUAGUGUUUUGCAAUGAAUCAAUAGAAAACACUUUUUACAAUGGACACGAAACCGCAAAAAAUGCCAAAAGUGGCUAAGGUGAAGAACAAGGCACCGGCCGAGAUCCAGAUCACGGCCGAGCAGCUGCUGCGGGAGGCCAAGGAACGAGACCUCGAGAUCCUGCCUCCGCCCCCGAAGCAGAAGAUCUCAGACCCGGACGAACUCGCAGACUACCAGCACCGCAAGAGACGGUCCUUCGAGGACAGCCUGCGCAAGAACAGGGGCAUCAUCAGCAACUGGCUCAAGUACGCCCAAUGGGAGGAGAGCCAGAAGGAGAUACAGAGGGCGCGCUCGAUAUACGAGCGCGCGCUGGACGUAGACCACCGCAACAUCUCGCUGUGGCUCAAGUACACCGAGAUGGAGAUGAGGAACCGGCAGGUGAACCACGCCCGCAACCUGUGGGACCGCGCCGUCACCAUCCUGCCCAGGGCCAACCAGUUCUGGUACAAGUACACCUACAUGGAGGAGAUGGUCGGCAACAUUGCAGGGGCCCGCCAGGUGUUCGAGCGGUGGAUGGAGUGGGAGCCGCACGAACAAGCUUGGCUCACGUACAUCAAGUUCGAACUGCGCUACAAGGAGAUCGACCGGUCCAGAUCCAUCUACGAGAGGUUCGUGUACGUGCACCCUGAUGUCAGGAACUGGACCAAGUUUGCCAAGUUUGAGGAGCAGCACGGAUUCAUCGGCGGCGCCAGGAAGGUGUUCGAAAGAGCUGUCGAGUUCUUCGGGGAGGAAACAAUGGACGAAAAACUCUUCAUUGCGUUUGCGAAAUUCGAGGAAGGUCAGCGAGAGCACGACAGAGCCCGCGUGAUCUACAAGUACGCUCUCGACCACAUCCCGAAGGACAAGGCGCAAGAGCUGUACAAGGCGUACACCAUCCACGAGAAGAAGUACGGGGACCGGACCGGCAUCGAAGACGUCAUCGUCAGCAAAAGGAAGUUCCAGUACGAGGAGGAAGUGAAGGCGAACCCCACCAACUACGACGCCUGGUUCGACUAUCUGCGGCUCGUGGAGAGCGAAGGCAAUUUGGACGUCAUUAGAGAAACCUACGAAAGAGCAAUAGCGAAUGUCCCACCAACUAAGGAGAAGCAGUUCUGGAGGCGCUACAUCUACCUGUGGGUCAACUACGCCCUGUUCGAGGAGCUGGAGGCGGAGGACGCGGAGCGCACGCGGCAGGUGUACCGUGCCUGCCUUGAGCUGCUGCCCCACAAGCACUUCACCUUCAGCAAGAUCUGGCUGCUGUACGCCCAGUUCGAGAUCCGCAGCAAGAGCCUGUCCGUAGCCAGGAAGAUGCUGGGCAUGGCCCUAGGAAUGUGUCCCCGGGACAAGCUGUACCGAGGCUACAUAGACUUGGAGAUACAGCUGAGAGAGUUCGACAGGUGCAGGAUUCUGUAUCAGAAGUUCUUGGAGUUCGGACCGGAAAACUGUGUCACGUGGAUGAGGUUCGCGGAGCUGGAGACGCUGCUGGGCGACACGGACCGGGCGCGGGCCAUCUACGAGCUGGCGGUGGGCCAGCCGCGCCUGGACAUGCCCGAGCUGCUCUGGAAGGCCUACAUCGACUUCGAGGUGUCGGCGGGCGAGCUGGACAGGGCCCGCGAGCUGUACGAGCGCCUGCUCGAGCGCACCCUGCACGUCAAGGUGUGGAUGAGCUACGCGCAGUUCGAGAUGUCGGCGGCGGAGGAGGGCAGCGUGGAGCUGGCGCGGCGCGUGUACGAGCGCGCCAACCAGGCGCUGCGCAGCGCCAACGAGAAGGAGGAGCGCGUGCUGCUGCUGGAGGCGUGGAUGGAGUUCGAGUCGCGGCACGGCGACGCGCAGUCCCUGGAGGCCGUGGCCAAGAAGAUGCCGCGCCGCGUCAAGAAGAGGCAGCGCGUGCAGGCGGACGACGGGACGGAGGAAGGCUGGGAGGAGUUCUUCGACUACAUCUUCCCGGACGACGAGGCCACCAAGCCGAACCUCAAGCUCCUGGAGAUGGCGAAGGCGUGGAAGAAGCAGCAGCAGGUGGAGGAGCCAGGCAAGGAACAGCCGGACGCUCCGAGCAACGAGAGUUAACAUGUCGGACACUUUUUAUAAUAAAACAUGUAUUUAUUGCC
Messenger RNA from Bacillus rossius redtenbacheri, 2180 nucleotides. RefSeq names its product protein crooked neck (gene crn). The coding region runs from base 94 to 2139 and encodes 681 amino acids. Gene Ontology annotation, biological process: mRNA splicing, via spliceosome; spliceosomal complex assembly. Lineage: Eukaryota; Metazoa; Arthropoda; Insecta; Phasmatodea; Bacillidae. Gene Ontology annotation, cellular component: Prp19 complex; precatalytic spliceosome; U2-type catalytic step 2 spliceosome. The transcript is spliced from 13 exons. Gene Ontology annotation, molecular function: protein binding. The record is from RefSeq and is a predicted model, not a curated record.